Molecule: messenger RNA, 2277 nt
Organism: Ochotona princeps (American pika)
Lineage: Eukaryota; Metazoa; Chordata; Mammalia; Lagomorpha; Ochotonidae
Product: sodium- and chloride-dependent neutral and basic amino acid transporter B(0+)
Exons: 14
Coding region: 160-2079 (639 amino acids)
Biological process (GO): sodium ion transmembrane transport
Cellular component (GO): membrane
Molecular function (GO): L-proline transmembrane transporter activity
Source: RefSeq, a predicted model, not a curated record
AGAGGGGGAGGGAGAACUUACCUCCAUAAAUGGUCCCACCCCUGGGCAAGGAGGUUCACUCUGGCAGGUAGCAACAGAGGUGUGUACACCUGCUUCAGUCCAGCUCGGCCAGAUUGUGAGAAGAGACUAGGCAGAGCAAGCUGAAGGAGUGAGUGAACCAUGGACAAGUUGAAGUGUCCAGGCUUCUUCAAGUGCAGAAGAAAGGAGAAAGUGACAGCUUCAUCUGAAAAUUUCCAUGUUGGUGAAAAUGAUGAGAAUCAGGAACGUGGUAACUGGUCCAAAAAAUCAGACUAUCUUCUGUCUAUGGUCGGAUAUGCAGUGGGACUGGGAAAUGUGUGGAGAUUCCCGUAUCUGACUUACAGCAACGGUGGAGGUGCCUUCUUGAUACCUUACACAGUUAUGCUGGCACUGGCUGGUCUACCACUGUUCUUCCUAGAGUGUUCAAUGGGGCAGUUUGCUAGCUUGGGUCCAAUUUCAGUCUGGAGGAUUCUUCCAUUGUUUCAAGGUGUGGGAAUUACAAUGGUCCUGAUAUCCAUUUUUGUGACAAUCUAUUACAAUGUCAUUAUUGCCUAUAGUCUUUACUACUUGUUUGCGUCUUUUCAAAGUGAACUUCCAUGGAAGUAUUGCUCGUAUUGGUCGGAUGAGAACUGCAGCAGGUCGCCGAUAGUAACCCAGUGUAAUGUCAGCACUGGAACAGGGGAGAGCAUCCAAGUGAAUAAAAGCUGGAUUAACCUCAACAAUCUGACCUGCAUCAAUGGGAGUGAGAUUUAUCAGCCAGGGCAGCUUCCUAGUGAACAGUAUUGGGAUAAAGUGGCGCUCCAACGAUCAAGCGGAAUGGAUGAGACUGGAGUCAUUGUGUGGUAUUUAGCACUUUGUCUUCUUCUGGCUUGGCUCAUAGUUGGAGCAGCCCUAUUCAAAGGAAUCAAGUCUUCUGGCAAGGUGGUUUAUUUUACAGCUCUUUUCCCUUAUGUGGUCCUACUCAUCCUUCUGAUACGAGGAGCAACCCUGGAGGGUGCAUCCAAAGGCAUUUCAUACUAUAUUGGAUCACAGUCGAAUUUUACCAAAUUGAGAGAAGCUGAGGUUUGGAAAGAUGCUGCUACCCAGAUAUUCUAUUCCCUUUCAGUGGCUUGGGGUGGCUUAGUUGCUCUAUCGUCUUACAAUAAGUUCCAUAAUAACUGCUACUCUGAUGCCAUUGUAGUUUGCUUGACAAACUGCCUCACGAGUGUGUUUGCUGGAUUUGCUAUUUUUUCUAUCCUGGGACACAUGGCUCAUGUAUCUGGAAAGGAAGUCUCUCAAGUUGUAAAAUCAGGUUUUGAUUUGGCAUUUAUUGCUUAUCCAGAAGCUCUAGCCCAGCUCCCAGGAGGCCCAUUUUGGUCCAUAUUAUUUUUCUUCAUGCUUUUAACUUUGGGUCUCGAUUCUCAAUUUGCUUCUGUUGAAACUAUUACAACCACGAUCCAGGAUUUGUUCCCCAAGCUGAUGAAGAAAAUGAGGGGUCCUGUAACUUUGGGUUGCUGCUUGAUUUUGUUUCUCCUUGGGCUCGUGUGUGUGACUCAGGCUGGCAUUUACUGGGUUCUUCUGAUUGACCACUUCUGUGCUGGAUGGGGCAUUUUGAUUGCAGCCAUACUGGAAACAGUGGGAGUCAUCUGGAUUUAUGGAGGGAACAGAUUUAUUAAAGACAUAGAAAUGAUGAUUGGCACAAAGAAGUGGAUAUUCUGGUUAUGGUGGAGAACUUGUUGGUUCCUCAUUACACCUAUCCUUUUGAUUGCAAUUUUAAUCUGGUCACUGGUGCAGUUCCACAGACCCGAGUAUGGCCAAAUUCCAUACCCUGACUGGGGAGUUGCUCUAGGCUGGUGUAUGAUUAUUUUCUGCAUUGUUUGGAUUCCAAUUGUGGCUGUCAUAAAAAUAAGUCAGGCUAAAGGGAACAUUUUUCAGCGCAUCAUAAGCUGUUGCAAACCAGCUUCUAACUGGGGUCCGUACCUGGAAAGACAUCGUGGGGAGAGAUACAAGGGCAUGACAGAUCCCAAAAGAGAGUCUCACCUUGAAAUACCUACUGUUAGUGGCAGUAGCAUCCCAGAAUGAAAACUCACUAUAUAUGUGGUUGAAACCAUGGAAACUAAAUAGUUUGAAAAUGUGUUGAAAGCGUGAUUAUCAGACUAGGAGGGAAUCUUAUUUAUUUUUAUGUUAAUUGAGUAGAAAAUUGUAUAUACUUGUUCAUUACACUGAUAUUUUUUUCUAUUUAAACAGGAAUGUUUUACAGAAAUGUGAAUCUAUUGUUUA